UUUGAAUCUAGUUUCUGAUCAUCCACGUCCUUUGGGAAGAUGGGUUUUGCGGUUUCUGAUGAAUUGUUGGCAAUUUUUGUUCCUAUCAUUUUAUAUUGGGUUUGUUCUGGGAUUUAUGUUCUUCUGGGUUCAUUGUUUGAGAAUUACCGGUUACAUUCAAAGAUUGAUGAGGAUGAGAAGAAUUUGGUGCCUAAACGAACUGUGGUCAAGGGGGUUCUUCUUUAUCAAACUUUUCAAGCUGUUGUUGUAAGCCUUUUGUUUAUGUUCACAGAGAAUGUUAAAGGGGACACUGCAGGUCCAAACCCUUCUCUAAUGGUUUUGGCACGACAAUUUAUUAUUGCAAUGUUGGUUUUGGAUACUUGGCAAUACUUCGUGCAUAGAUACUUUCACCACAGUAAGUUUUUGUACAAGCACAUCCAUUCUCUACAUCACCGCCUUAUUGUUCCCUACGCGUUUGGAGGUAUUUAUCAUCAUCCCUUGGAAGGGCUUAUCACUGACGUAAUUGGCGGCGCCUUAGCAGUUCUCCUAUCUGGCAUGUCUCCACGAGCUUCCAUCUUCUUCUUCUCCUUCACCACUGUUAAGAAUGUUGAUGAUCAUUGUGGAUUGUGGUUUCCCCAUUGGAACCUCUUUCACAUUUUUUUUAGAAACAAUACCGCAUUUCAUGAUAUUCAUCAUCAGCUGCAUGGAAGCAAGUACAACUUUGCCACACCAUUCUUUGUUCAUUGGGAUAGAAUACUCGGAACCUAUAUGCCUUACUCGCUAGAAGAGAGAAUCGGUGGCGGCUUUGAAGCACGACCUUUAAAAGAUUACAAGGAUGAUUGAUUAUUGUAUGAUCAACAUAAACAUAUUAUUACUUUUACCAACAUAUAAUGUUGCUUAUAAAGUAAACCCUUGUUGCUUUUAAAAUAAAUAAUGUAGUUUUUCAUU
This is a messenger RNA of Morus notabilis, 927 nucleotides long. RefSeq names its product sphinganine C4-monooxygenase 1. Gene Ontology annotation, biological process: lipid biosynthetic process. The transcript has 2 exons. The coding region runs from base 40 to 822 and encodes 260 amino acids. The record is from RefSeq and is a predicted model, not a curated record. NCBI's taxonomy places the organism in Eukaryota, Viridiplantae, Streptophyta, Magnoliopsida, Rosales, Moraceae. Gene Ontology annotation, molecular function: oxidoreductase activity; iron ion binding.